AUGGUGGUUUCAUCUAAUGAACCAAUUCUUCCAAAUUCUUCAAACUUAUUUAGAACAUGCAAAUCUACCUCUGGUAAUAAUAAUAGUAAUAGUGUUAUUCCAGUGAUUGACAUGUUAGAUCCUAAUGCUAAAUUCCUUAUAACAAAAGCAUGUGAAGAAUUCGGAUUCUUUAAGAUCAUCAAUCACGGUGUUCCUGAUGAAACGAUAAUUAAAUUAGAAAGUGAUGCAGUAAAGUUGUUUGAUUUACCACAGUGUGACAAGGACAAAGCCGGUCCUGCUUCCCCUUACGGUUAUGGUAACAAGAGAAUUGGCUCACAUGGCGAUGUCGGUUGGGUUGAAUAUCUUCUAUUGCCGCUAAACGAUGGACUCGUCUCGGAUAAAUCCGUCACCAUUCCUCAAACUCCUCAUCUUUUCUGGUAUGGUCUGAAUAAAUACGUGACAUCCGUUAGAAAUAUAGCAUGUGUUGUACUAGAAAAGAUAGCAGAUGGCUUGAAUAUUGAGCCAAAAAAUGUGCUCAGUAGGAUGCUAAAGAAUGAAAAGAGUGACUCUUGUUUUAGGAUAAACCAUUAUCCACCAUGCACAGAAAUUGAAGCAUAUUUGAAAGGUGGUAGAAAUUUUAUUGGUUUUGGUGAGCAUACAGAUCCACAAGUAAUAUCAAUUAUAAGGUCUAAUAAUACAACUGGACUCCAAAUAUCACUUAAAGAUGGUACAUGGGUCUCAGUUCCACCUGAUGAGCACUCAUUUUUCAUCAUUGUUGGAGAUUCUCUGCAGGUACUGACUAAUGGAAGGUUUAAGAGUGUAAAACAUAGAGUCUUGGCAAACAGUGUAAAGUCAAGAUUGUCAAUGAUUUAUUUUGGUGGGCCUCCUUUGAAUGAAAAAAUACUGCCUUUAUCAUCUUUAAUGGAAGAAGGAGAAGAAAGUUUGUACAAGGAAUUUACAUGGCAAGAAUACAAGAAAUCUACCUACAUGACAAAGUUGAGUGCUGAUAGGCUAGGACUCUAUAAAAAGAAUAUUAAAGUACCAUAUGAUAAAAAAUUGCCAAUUUUAGAAAAAAUCAUACUGUAGAAUUUUA
Messenger RNA from Solanum pennellii, 1072 nucleotides. RefSeq names its product gibberellin 2-beta-dioxygenase-like. Gene Ontology annotation, biological process: gibberellin catabolic process; response to light stimulus. The transcript is spliced from 3 exons. Bases 1 to 1065 code for a protein of 354 amino acids. The record is from RefSeq and is a predicted model, not a curated record. Lineage: Eukaryota; Viridiplantae; Streptophyta; Magnoliopsida; Solanales; Solanaceae.